This is a messenger RNA of Mycena indigotica, 2286 nucleotides long. RefSeq names its product Glycoside hydrolase family 5 protein. The transcript is spliced from 9 exons. NCBI's taxonomy places the organism in Eukaryota, Fungi, Basidiomycota, Agaricomycetes, Agaricales, Mycenaceae. Gene Ontology annotation, molecular function: beta-glucosidase activity. Bases 1 to 2286 code for a protein of 761 amino acids. Gene Ontology annotation, cellular component: extracellular region; cell surface. The record is from RefSeq and is a predicted model, not a curated record. Gene Ontology annotation, biological process: glucan catabolic process.
AUGCAAGAAGGCGACUUAUUCACCACUCCUUCCUAUGCUAUACCCCACUCGAAUGUCUCUUCUCCACAACUCGCACCACAACCCUACCAAGCUCCCAGUCAGCGGCAGGGCAGCUCACUCGACUCGUAUCGUGAUGAACCAGAGAAUGUUGGUUACCCUCCAGCCUCGCCGGUCGCCUCUGGCCUCUUGUUACCAGGAGGAGCCGCCAGCCAAGCGGGCUACAGCGCUUACCCGGGAAACCCUCUGCCCCAAAACGCGUAUGCAAGUAGGUACAACGGAGCAGACAGUCCAUACGUCCCAGGUCGUGCCUCAGCCGAUCAACGAAGGAAACGGCGACUCAUUGGAUUGGCUGCAGUUAUGGGCCUUAUUAUCGUAGCAGCUGCAGUCAUCAUACCAGUCUAUUUCGCUGUCAUCAAGAAAAACAACAGCAGCAAAGCCACUUCUGCGACAUCUUCAAAUCCUAGUAGCGGCAGCCCCAGCAGCAGUGGGGACCCCGGCGGUGGUGAAAAGCCGACAAGUGCUAUAACUGGCUCCGAUGGAAGCACGGUACUAACUGCGGAUGGAACUUCGUUUGUUUACAAAAAUCAGUUCGGUGGUUUCUGGGUUGAUGACCCAAGUAACCCAUUCCUCAACUCUGCAGCACCCAAUUCGUGGACACCGCCAUUGAAUCAGUCUUGGACGUGGGGGAAGGACAAAGUAUACGGUGUCAAUCUAGGAGGAUGGUUCGUGCUAGAGCCUUACAUUGCUCCGGCCUUAUUCCAGAAAUACCCGUCAGCUGCGGACGAAUGGACCUUGUCGACUAUGAUGCGCGCCGAUGGUACAUUAGAGAGCACCAUGGAAAAUCAUUACGACACCUUCAUUACUGAGCAAGAUUUCGCGGAGAUUGCUGGUGCUGGCCUCAAUUGGGUGAGAAUCCCUAUACCGUUCUGGGCUAUCAGUACUUGGGCAGACGUUGGUCAAGAUGUGACUAGCGCUACAGUUUCCGAGCCCUUCCUUGAAGCAGUCUGUUGGAAAUACAUCAUCCGCGCUCUGAACUGGGCAAGGAAAUACGGUCUCCGGGUCAAUCUCGAUCUCCACACUGCCCCUGGGUCACAGAAUGGCUACAAUCACUCGGGGAAACAGGGUCAAGUCAACUUCUUGAAUGGACCGAUGGGUGUUGCGAACGCACAACGAAUGCUGGACUACAUCCGUAUUGUUAUCGAGUUCGUUUCACAAGACGAGUAUAAAGACUUGGUUCUGAUGGUUGGGAUAAUCAACGAGGCUCUGCUUCGCACCAUUGGCAGAGACCAACUUACCUCUUUUUACCUUCAGGCCCAUGAUAUGAUCCGCGGAAUCACCGGCUAUGGCACUGGUAAUGGACCAUAUAUCAGCAUUCACGAUGGGUUCGAUAUGUCUUUAUGGGACGGUUUCCUGCCUGGCUCUGACCGCAUUAUUCUCGACACACACCCCUACUUUGCCUUCAAUCAGCAACCCAACACCGCGCCGAUUGGGCUGUCUUCUGACCCUGCGACCGCUGGCGGAGUUUGGCCAAAACAAGCUUGCGAUUCGUGGGGCCCGGGCAUCAGUGCUAGUCAGACUGCUUUUGGUGUCACCGUCGCGGGCGAGUUCAGCAACGGCUACAACGACUGUGGGCUAUAUGUGACGGGCGUCAACGGGAGCCAGACCUACGGUGGAGACUGCACGUUGUUCCUGGACUCUGCCAGCUGGAACGCGUCGAUGAAGGCGGGCUUGAUGCAAUUCUCGCUUGCGAGUAUGGAUGCGACCCAGAAUUGGUUCUUCUGGACUUGGAAGAUUGGUGCUGCCGCCAAUGGUAUUGUCGGUGCCCCGCUUUGGUCGUACAAGCUGGGUCUUGAGAAUGGGUGGAUACCUCCGGACCCCAGGAAGGCCAUUGGUGUGUGUACGGGACUGGGAGCGGGCCAAGCCGAGCCGUUCGAUGGAACGUACAGCGCUUGGCAGACGGGCGGGGCAGGCGCCGGCACCAUUGCGCCCUCAGCAUCCGCCAAGUUUGGUACCUGGCCGCCCGUCUCGAUCGCUAAUGUCGAGGCUGCUUCACUGAAGGCCAUGCCGACCUAUACCCCAACAGCGAGCAUAACCACGCUCACUUACGCAACACCGACGGCUAAGGUCGCUGUUCCCUCGCCGUCUAUUGGGCUCGGGAAUGGCUGGAAGAAUGCAGGGGAUAAAACUCCAGCGAUGACCGCCGUCGCAGGCUGUGUUUACCCUAAUGCUUGGGGAGCAUUGACGCUGCAAGCGCCUGCCGCGCUUUCAAGUUGCACUGGGGCGUGA